GAGCCGAUUAUUAUGUAAACAAAUGCUAAUGAAAACACAAUUACAUGCACAAAAAUUGUAAUUAACAUUUUUCCGGUUAUGAAAUUGACUAGGAAUUGAUCGUGCUAACAAUUUUUCCAGUUUUUCGAUUUUAUUUUUCGUUUCGUUUCGGAGCUGUUUUGGGAUACCUAUUUGAAGAAAUAAUGUCUCUAACCUCAUUAAUUAAAAUUCCAUCCAGCAAAGUUUGUUCUGCCUCUGUGAUAUUUUUACAUGGUUCAGGUGACGCAGGUCAAGCAUUUUACAACUGGGUCAAGUUCCUAGUAGGAGAUUUUACGUCUCCUCACAUCAGUUACUAUUUUCCGACAGCCCCUUUGAGGCCUUAUACACCUUUAAAAGGCGAGGAAAGUUAUGUUUGGUUUGACAGAUAUAGUAUUACACCGGAGGUGCCGGAGCAUGCCGAAACCCUACUAGAAGUGGGAGAACAAAUGAAGAUUUUAAUAAAUGAUAUCGUAAACACAGGAGUGCCAUUAAAUCGGAUUAUUGUUGGUGGAUUUUCAAUGGGAGGAGCUCUUGCCCUCCAUACCGCAUACCGUUUUACUCCCGGACUAGCAGGUGUUUUUGCCUUAUCUUCUUUUUUAAACAAAAAUUCGGCGGUUUAUUCAGAACUGAAGGAGGCACAGACACCACUGUAUAUGGCACAUGGGGAAAGAGAUACAAUGGUACCUAUUUCCUGGGGCAAACGCACUUUUGACGAGUUAACGAAAUUAGGCGUGAAGGGAGAGUUCGUGCCUCUCAGUUAUACUUUACACGAGAUUAAAAAGGGCGAAAUUGAAGCUUUAUUUAAGUGGAUUGAACAUAUAUUACCUCCUGUAGAGGAAAUUAAAUCUUAGAUAAUAGGAUAUUUUCUGACUGUGGUUUCUUGUUUGUAGCCAAGAUAAGUAUAAAACGUAUUUGUAAGUUUUAUACAUUUUAAUAUAUUGUAUACAUUACAUGUC
Molecule: messenger RNA, 974 nt
Organism: Anthonomus grandis grandis
Lineage: Eukaryota; Metazoa; Arthropoda; Insecta; Coleoptera; Curculionidae
Product: lysophospholipase-like protein 1
Exons: 4
Coding region: 183-869 (228 amino acids)
Biological process (GO): protein depalmitoylation
Cellular component (GO): cytoplasm
Molecular function (GO): carboxylic ester hydrolase activity; palmitoyl-(protein) hydrolase activity
Source: RefSeq, a predicted model, not a curated record